Messenger RNA from Manacus vitellinus (golden-collared manakin), 915 nucleotides. RefSeq names its product Fas activated serine/threonine kinase (gene FASTK). The record is from RefSeq and is a predicted model, not a curated record. Gene Ontology annotation, cellular component: ribonucleoprotein granule; mitochondrial matrix. Gene Ontology annotation, molecular function: RNA binding. The transcript is spliced from 6 exons. Lineage: Eukaryota; Metazoa; Chordata; Aves; Passeriformes; Pipridae. Gene Ontology annotation, biological process: mitochondrial RNA processing; regulation of mitochondrial mRNA stability. The coding region runs from base 1 to 915 and encodes 304 amino acids.
AUGAAGCUGGAGUUCCGGGAGUACAGCGGCCCCCGGCUCGACCCGCGGUACCGCGUCCUCAUGUUCGAGCACGCCCUGACCGCCGACGAGGCCAACAGGAAGUACAGCUACAAGGGGCUGGUGGCCGAGGCACUGCGGCAGCUGGUGGGGGAGGAGUGCUACCGACAGGACGAGGUGCUGCCCCCAGGGUACUGCACAGAUUUCCUGCUGUGGAUAAACCGUUCGGGCACAGUGCUGCCUCUCUCCCGCGUUCCGGCGGCUUCCAAGGCUCCCCCAGCCACGUCCCCUGCCGCCAUGUCCCUGCGCUCCAGCGUCCUGGCCCUCACCUCGGACUUGCAGGACUUUGCCCCGUUUGCUCCAGAGACGCCCAGCAGCCCCCCAGGCCCCCGGGAGAGCGGCCGGGCCGGGCGGUUCCUGCCCGCGCUCUGCCCGGCCCUGGGGGGCCCCUGCUUCCAGCCCCCCUCGGACUAUUACUGUGGGCUGAGCAAGGAGCCAUCCCUGGGCAGCCCGGGCAGCUCCACGCUCAGCAGCCCCUCCGAGUGCCUCUCGGCUCCACCGCCGGGCACCCCCGACUGCUCCCCCCGCCUCCGCCGCCUCCUCUUCCCACGCCUCCCCCACCCUCGGCAGAUCUGGACCGGCACGACGGCAGCCCACGCGGCCGUACCUGCACGAGCAACAGCUGGCUUCGCGAGGGGAGCAGCCCAGGACGCACCACCGAGGAGGCGGACCAGCCCCCCGCGGGUGGUGCUGUCGGUCAAUGACAAGUGGCACUACUGCCAGAACUCCGACAUCCUGGUGGGAUCCCGCGCCAUGAGGGACCGGCACCUGCGGCUGCUGGGAUACUGUCUGGUGCAGGUGAACACCCCCAGCUCUCACCUGUAUUUCAAGGGGCUCCAGCCCUCAGAGCCUUCCUGA